This is a messenger RNA of Xenopus laevis (African clawed frog), 3700 nucleotides long. RefSeq names its product IQ motif containing H L homeolog (gene iqch.L). Bases 86 to 3346 code for a protein of 1086 amino acids. The transcript has 21 exons. The record is from RefSeq and is a predicted model, not a curated record. NCBI's taxonomy places the organism in Eukaryota, Metazoa, Chordata, Amphibia, Anura, Pipidae.
UGCCUUCUUUUUCAUUGGUAUAGUCCGGAGCGCGUCUCGUUGUCAUGGUAACCUAACUUGGCUCUGACUGCACGGGAAAGGCAUAAUGGCUGGAAUGUCCCGGGGCUCUGACCCCGUGGGUCGCCUCCUGGUUCAGGUUCAAGAUGAUCUGGAACACUUGAAAAGGAAACUGACUAACACUAGCCUCGGGGAGGAUGGAGAGGGUGUGGAUAUUCAGGAUUUGGAGGCCGCAAUUCAAAGAACAGAGGUCGGAUUGAGGAAACAUACUGAGGAUUACCUGCAUUAUAUCAGCUGUAAUCCACUGACUUUGCUUCAGGAUGGAAACAAGGAUAAAUAUACUCCCCAUCUGCUGAAAUGGGGACAUCAAGCAGGAGGCCAAAACCCCUUAGAUUUACCAAACACUAGAGGGCGAGCUUGGGGCACAAUCAGCCACUUCUCUCCGGGCCAGCAGCACAAGUUGUUCCUGAACAAUCGCAUCAUGUGCAAUCCUGAGAGCGCGGCACACCGUGAGCUGCUCAACCAGAGCCUUGGGAUCAGUUUGCCGCUCAUCAGCACCAGGCAGAAAACAUCUAUGUCAAAUGAAAAGAUCACAAGAGGCUCCACAGUUAGUAAUCUCUCUGUGUUACCUGCUUCGAACCGAAGGGAUGCCUCACUAGCUCCACCCCCCCUGUAUGAGAAGGAUAUGCAGAAAGGUAUUUUGAAUCUGCAGCAAAGAGGCCUGAUACCUUCAGCUGCUCAGCUCACUCUAGUACCCCCUGCCAUUUUCCCCCGAAGCCUUCAACUUCACAGCUCAAGAAUUCAAAAGGCAUCUCCAACACAGACAGCAGAUAAGGAGCUGCCCAUGGUAGUGGAAUCUACACAUAAUGAAGAGACUGACCCCGAGACAAAAGACAGUGACUACCAGCUGUUUCAAACUCAGUUACCAGACGAUGGAAUGGAUACACCGUAUCCUUCUAGGCUGCACUCGGUAUCAUCAAAAAUAGCAAGGGCGCCUCUUAUUGCAACCAUGAAGAAGCCAACCGGUACCAAUCCUUCAACAGAGGAUCCUGAAGCUUUGACUGCUCUUGCUCUUCCCACUGGUCACAGCUUCAUUUUACGCAAUGGCUUGAUAAAUUCUGAUGAUUUAGACUUUUUGGCCUUCAAACAACGUUACUGCCUGUCCUGGGGUAGUUUUGUGUCUUUCUUGGAGCGUUUACAGAAGUUGCUGCAGGACUAUGCUGUGCCCACUGCCAUAGUGAAUGGAGAGAAGCUGAAAGCAGUUGUUCUAGAUCACGAGCUGGGCAUGACUCCAGCAGUCUCCCGGCUGCUCUUUGUCUUGGAAAACAAGUCCUGGGUUCAGAAAAUCCUAAAUCAACCAGGGCAGCGUUACAAGGGAAGAGAAGGCAGGACAGCUGCUGCAGUUAAAAUACAAUCUUUAUGGCGAAGUUAUCGGGACCGCAAAGCUUACCUUACUUAUCGUCAGCAGAAGUGGGCUGCUGGGGUCAUUGCUAUAGCUUGGCUACUACAUGUGCAGAGAUCUCGUGUGAAGAAGCUCCUGCAGGAAUCCAGGGUGCAGCAGCUACAGAACUUCCGUUCAAGAGCUAAGCAUCUGGCAUCCAACUGGAAUCACAUCAGGACGUGCAGGAGGAGCAUUAUCCAUAUCCCAUCAUUAGGUUACACAGAAUCACAGCGAGCUCGCACCAAUGACCUGCACAUCCUGCAAAAUAUGCAAAUAGGACGAUUGUGUGACAUUGCAGACCCUAAUGUGGAUGUUAUCUAUAUUUCUCCGGUGGAGGUGGAUGAAGAAACACAACAAUAUUACAGAAGGCUCCUUGGUCUGAGGCCAGCAGUUCUCUCAGGGAAUCAAGAAGAUGCAUGUGAGCUCCAUGACAGAUUCAUAUUCCUGACUCCUGAAGCCGUGAAGGACUUUCCUAGUCAUCACAUGUGCCUUUCCACCAUGCUGAAAUACAGCCCGAAGACCCUGAAGCGCAUCCGCAACUUAACACGUGGCCGCGAGGCCUACAUUGUAGGUGGAGUCCCUCACGUUGAUGACCUCGCAGUGGCAGAUAUGCUGGAUAUCCCCUUGUUGGCUACUGAGCCAGAACUAGCACAUCUCUACAGUAGCAAGUCCGGGAGCAAACGGAUCUUCUCUAGUGCAGGUCUGCCCACUGCUCCUGGGAUAAAUGAUAUCUAUACCCAGCAACAGUUCCUGGAAGCUCUGGCACAAAUGAUCAUUGACAACCUCCCGGUGACCCGUUGGCUAUUUAAAGUGGACAAUGAGUUUGGUGGUAAUGGCACUGCUUUCUGUGACAUCGCUAAAUACCUGCCAUGUUAUGCAUGGGCUGUGAACGAGCGCCAGAGAUACGGCCCUGAUACUUGGAAACAGAAGUGGGCACAGGAAAAGGCUUUGCUUCUCGUCAAGCAAGAGCUGCCACAGGUCCUAGAGAAUCAUGCCCAGCCAAUAAACAGGAAACACUACCCCACUUGGGACAAGUUUUGGCAUGCACUGGUGAGCUGUGGAGGAGUAAUUGAAGGUUCGCCCCCAGCUGAGAGCAUCACCUGUCUUACUGUAGAUCUCCUGAUCAGCCCAGAUGGAGAGAUUCAAAUGGUAUCGUGUGGGGACCAGAUUCACAGUCACAGUAACCUUCAGUGUGUUGGGAGCACUGUUCCUCAGUGUUCUGUGCCUCCGGAUAUUCUCACCGACAUGAGCACGUGCAUUGGAGAGGCAUGCAAAGCUUGUGGUUUACUGGGAUAUCUGUCAGUAGAAUUGCUCACUUUUAUAGACCCCCAGAGCCUGGAACAGCAGAUUUGGGCCACUGAUCUGGAUGUGUGCUACAGUGAUCAACUAGCAAUGACCCAGCUCUUGCUGUUCUUAACUAAUGGCACCCUGGACUGUACCAGCAGUCGUCUAUCUGUGCCCCUUGCGCCCAAGAAAGUUGAACGCUUUAGACCACGUGCUCAGCAUACAGAGACUACUCCAAGCACGUGUCGUGUUGCAGUUCUGAGCUCUCGCCUAAUGCACACGAACCUGUCUCUUGUGUAUUACAGUGUUUUCUUUCAGAUGUGCAGAGCUCAUGGCAUUGGCUAUGAUGUGAGGGAGAAACAAGGGACAGUGUUUGUUCUACUAGAAAACCAGAAGAGGCAUCGUCUGGGGAUGUUGAGCAUUGCCGAUGAUGUUCAGGGAGCACUGAUGACCUUUGCCCGCAAUUUGUUCAUCGUUCAUCAGGAAAUAUCAGCCCCUAAUAUGCAGGGAGACACUAAUUUCAAGGACAUUGUGAAGGAAAUUGAAGAAAUUCUGGGAGUCACGGAAGAGAACAAACUGAAGUUUGACCAGGAAGGCAAUUCCAACCUUUCCCUUUCUGCAUAAACCUAGGUGCUCUGAUAGCUGUUCUAAUGGGUGCUGUAUGUGGUAACAAUAGGGCAAGCAGACCCUGUGACUGCUGGAGGGCCAAGCAAUUUAGGAACCUGAAUAAUAAGAGACAUUCGGUGCAAAGCAGUAGGGCGUGCCAUUCCAUUUGGUUGGUGAGAAUCUCCAGCUUAAAAUGAAUUGAUGAAGCGCAACUCAAAAAGCUCUUCAUUUUUACCACCAUUUGCUUUCAGGAAGCUUUUACUCUCAGCCAUUUGCAUUAGCAUUGUGAUAGGUGUUGCCACUUGUUGCUAAAACGUUGUUUGUAGACAGCUUCUAUAUGAUGACCACAUGAAAUAAACAUCAGUUAACAAU